Molecule: messenger RNA, 2427 nt
Organism: Gastrolobium bilobum
Lineage: Eukaryota; Viridiplantae; Streptophyta; Magnoliopsida; Fabales; Fabaceae
Product: laccase-7-like
Exons: 10
Coding region: 1-2427 (808 amino acids)
Biological process (GO): lignin catabolic process
Cellular component (GO): apoplast
Molecular function (GO): hydroquinone:oxygen oxidoreductase activity; copper ion binding; RNA-DNA hybrid ribonuclease activity
Source: RefSeq, a predicted model, not a curated record
AUGGAUGAGCCCUGGUUAACGGUGGGAAACUUCAAUGAGAUUUCAAGUGUUACGGACAAAAAAGGAGGUAGUCCACCGGACCCUUCUAAGUGUGACAAAUUCAAAGCUCGGUUGGAGGACUGGAAUUUGGAUGAUUUGCCGAGCUCUGGUGCUUUCUCCACUUGGAAAGGACUUAAGUGGCCUCACCUCCCUCGUGUUUAUAAGAAGCUCGAUCGUGUAUUUGCUAAUGCAUCCUGGCGAAUAGAAUAUCAUCAGGUUGAUGUUAGCAAUCUGACGUCUGACUUUAACCCUUCUAGGGGUGUUCGUCAAGGGGACCCAUUGUCUCCUUAUUUUUUUGUGCUGGCAAUGGAGAAGUUAAGUCAUAUCAUUAACAUAGCAGUGGCAGGGAAACUUUGGCAUCCCAUUAAGUGGGGUGCUGCGAGACUCAAGUGGCAGCUGGAGAGGUGGAUUUUCUUACAAAUUGGUACUUGUUUAGCAUGGAAAGCCAAAUUGUGGGGUGUUCUGAAAAGGCUCCAGUUGGCUUGGAGUAAGGGCAUAAGGAAACUAAUCAUUGAAAGUGACACAAGCUCUCUUGUCGCAUUGCUUACUAGGCAUGGUGAGAAAGCUCAUGAGUCAUCUUUUGUGACUCGGAUUCGAGUAGUGAUCAAUCGUAACUGCUGCAUUGGAGACUUAGUUGAAAGUUUGUCUAUGCCAUUCAGUCAUUGGUUGAAUGAGGCAAUGAUCAACUUUGGGAUGUUGGCGUGGUCUUUUGCUCUUCUGCUAACUUCUUCCUUGACGUCUGCUGCUGUUGUGGAACACACUUUUAAUGUUGGUAACUUAACUGUGCAGCGCUUGUGUGAUCAACAUGUGAUCACUGCAGUUAAUGGAAGCCUGCCUGGACCAACUAUUAAUGUUCAAGAGGGUGACACUCUUGUCGUCCAUGUAUUGAACAACUCACCCUACAAUCUUACCGUUCAUUGGCAUGGAAUUUUUCAACUUUUAAGCGGAUGGUCAGACGGUCCUGAAUAUGUAACUCAAUGUCCAAUACCCUCUGGUGGGAAUUUUACCUAUAACUUUACCAUAACAGGACAAGAAGGUACCCUUUGGUGGCAUGCUCACUCAUCUUUUCUACGUGCAACCGUCCAUGGAGCCCUCAUUAUUCGCCCUCAAGAAGGAAACUCAUACCCAUUCCCUUCGGUCAACCAAGAAGUCCCCAUAUUGCUUGGGGAGUGGUGGAAUGCCAACGUUAUUGAUGUUGAGAAUAAUGCAACAGCAACUGGCGCUGCUCCAGCCCUGUCAGAUGCUUUCACAAUUAAUGGCUUUCCAGGCGAUACCUACAAUUGCUCUCAAAAUCAGACAUACCAACUCAAUGUGAAUCAAGGAGAAACCUACUUGUUGCGAAUAAUCAAUGCUGCACUCAAUGAGCAACACUUCUUCAAGAUAGCCAACCACACUUUCACAGUGGUAGCAAUCGAUGCCACAUAUACCCAAUCCUAUGAAACGGACGUUAUCGUGAUAGCACCAGGCCAAACCGUUGAUGCAAUCCUAAGCACAAACCAAACCGUGGGUUCAUAUUACAUGGCCUUCACACCAUACCAUUCAGCCCCAAACGUUGGAAUCAACAACUCAACCACUAGAGGAGUGUUAAUUUACAAUGGUACCUCAUCAGCAUCACCACCCAUAAUGCCAGACCUACCAGAUCAAUCUGACACACCAACAGCACACAAGUUCUACACAAACAUAACAGGAUUGGUUAGUGGUCCCCACUGGGUCCCUGUUCCUCGUAACGUGGAUGAAAACAUGUUCAUCACUUUUGGUAUUAACCUUGACCAAUGUAACCUUCCAGGCCCAAACAACACAUGUGGUGGCCCUAAUGGUAACAGACUUUCUGCCAGCAUGAACAAUGAGUCCUUUGUGUUACCCAGUGGGAGAGAGUUUUCUAUGUUGGAAGCAUUUUACAACAACGUUAGUGGGGUUUACACCAAAGACUUUCCAGAUCAGCCUCCGUUUGUGUUUGAUUAUACUAGUAAUAAUUUGAGUUUGUCAAUUGCAUUUGCACCCAAAUCAACCAAGGUGAAGACUUUGAAAUUCAAUUCAACGGUACAGAUUGUGCUUCAAAAUAAUGCUAUCCUUGCUGCGGAGAACCAUCCCAUGCACAUCCAUAGUUUCAAUUUCCAUGUUUUGGCUCAAGGGUUUGGGAAUUAUAACUCCACCAUUGAUGAACCAAAGUUUAAUUUUGAUAACCCUCAAAUGCGUAACACAAUUGCUGUGCCAGUGGGAGGAUGGGCUGUCGUCAGAUUCCGAGCAGAUAAUCCAGGUAUAUGGCUUGUGCAUUGUCAUUUAGACACUCAUUUGCCAUGGGGGCUAGCCAUGGCUUUUGAGGUUGAGAAUGGACCUACUCCUUCAUCCACACUGCCUUCGCCACCAGCUGAUAUGCCUAAGUGCUAA